This is a messenger RNA of Durusdinium trenchii, 2265 nucleotides long. The record is from the annotation of a GenBank genome assembly. Lineage: Eukaryota; Dinophyceae; Suessiales; Symbiodiniaceae.
GUCCAGCUUGUCCUACAGAGCAGCGCUGCCAUGAAGCGCUCCAGUCUUGAAAGACUGGCAGACGAGCAAACUGAGAUAUGGUAUGUCCAGGAGAAUCCUAAGAGAAAAGGGAGCGACUCAUGGAAGAGGUAUGAGGAGUACAAGCAGGCCAAAACUGUGGGCGAGGCCUUGCAGCUCGGGUCCUGGAAAGGCGACUUGAAGCAUGACUUCGACCACAGGUUUCUACACUUCAAGGAGGUGCAAGGUGCUGCGAAGCGGGCAGCAAAAGCACGUGCGACGAAAGCGACUCCGUGCCGUGAAUCCAAAGCGGUCCCAGCAGAGGAUGAGCAAGGCGAUCCCAUCGAAGAUCAAGGCAUGGCAGAGUCCGCGGAGCCUGCGGAGCCCAGCUCCAGUUCCAAGCGCCUCGCGCAGGAGCUGAAGCGGCGUAGGAGUGCUCCACGGCAAGACAAGGAGAGCCCCCAAGUGUGGAAGAAGCUGAAGUCGAAAGGCAUCCUCACAGAGAAUGAUGCAGAUGAGGCGAAGGAAGACCUUCCCCAAUCCUCUUGCGCUUCACAGCCAGGACCUACGGUGGCAGAGCGACGUCCUGCUUCGCCUUUGCAAGGCGAGCAGCUCUCGGUGGCAGACCUGUGCAGUAGACCUUCAGACUUCCAUGAAGUGCUCUCAGAAGUCGAGCAAAACGCACGAGACUUUGCUAGAGAAUGUGGACUUCCUGAAGAGGAGAUCGCGUCCACCGUGGAGGAUGAGUCAACAUGGGAGGCAGUGUCUGCUGAGGAGCCGCCUGCAGAGGAAGCUGGCAGUUCGGCUGCUCCGUCACUACUGGAUUGGCCAGAGGAGGAGUUGGUUGCAGCGGCUGAGGAGCCUGGCUGUUCGGCUCUUCCUCCAGAACUGGAUUGGCCAGAUGAAGAGGUGCUUGCAGCGGCUGAGGAGGCUGGCAGUUCGGCUCUUCCUCCAGAACUGAAUUGGCCUGAUGAGGAGGUCCUUGCAGUGACCAAGGAGGUCGUCGCGCCCAUCAGUCCCGACAGUCAGGACGCUGAUGCUGAGGAAAUCAGGCUUCGGUGUCGUUGCCAGAUGAUUAAGGUGAAGCAGGAGGUCGAAGAAAGCAGCGAACCCUCUGCGAAGGCAAGCCCUGUGGCCGUUCCGACGCCAACGGGUGAUUUGCGACAAAUCUUCCAGCAGCAGCGGGAGAGUCAGUCUCGGGCAGACGCUGAGGAGGGAAACGAAGAGGAGGAGAACGAGGAUGAUGACACUGCUGAAAAGCAGGCCUUUGAAUCUGCCCAAGAGUUGUCUCUGGAGCAAAACCGAUCGGAACGACAGCUGCGCCAGCAACAAGAGCAAGACCUGCUGCACCAAGGGAGCUUAUACCCUCUAGAAUGUCUGGAUCAGGGGUUGAUGGACUGCAUCAUCACCAGUGCAGACCUGAUCACUUGGAUAGAAAGUGUCGAGAAUCGAGUACUCCUCUACGAGUAUUUGCAGCUUCGGGCAAAGGCCAUCGCUUGGUACAAAGAGCCAGCGCAGGCUUACUUUGAUGGAAGGCGAAAUGUCAUGCUGUCGUCGAUAGAGCAGCCAGGUGCUUCUGAGGCCAGUUCACUCACCCGUCGCCGCAGAUGUUGGAUUUCAUGCUGACUGAGCUAUGACAGCGAUCAAUUGCUACGUUUCCUUCCAAACAUUCCGAACCCUUGAAAGAUCUUGAAAGGUGCUUGCAAAGUUCCUUGAAGAGGAAAUGGCGCGCACGCAAGAUGUGCAGUCGUCGCUGCUUGUUCAGUAUUUGCACAGCUCUGGUUCCUGUGAACGACAUAUAUAUAUAUAUAUUAUAGUGUUUCGUCAGGCAACUACUAAGGAAGCACUUUACGAUAUGCCAGACAAGGGGCACUACCUGCCGAAUCUGUUCAACCCUCAUGACGACAGCCUGGGCCAAGACGGCUGUGUGGACAUAGACGAGUAGCGAGUGGCCCACGCGUGAUGCCUUCUCAGUAUGGUCCGUGUGUCGGAAAUUGCGGCAUCUUUGUGGAGAAGCUGCGGGGCUUGGGCAUCUUUGCGGGGAAGCUGCGAAGCUGCGAAUGUGUCCGCCUUCAACUCGUUUUAGCAGCGGAUUGAGAGAAUCAGAGAUUGCCCGCCCAGAAGCGGUGGGACAAAGGCUUUUCUGAUUCUGUUGUGACUUGAAAACCUGCACCUCCGACACUUGCCAGAGGCUUGAUGAAUUGCAAUUGUUGCUCCCACAUCAAGGACUAACUGGUUUGUAGUCCUUUUAACGAUUUGUUCCUUCAC